Molecule: messenger RNA, 2182 nt
Organism: Elgaria multicarinata webbii
Lineage: Eukaryota; Metazoa; Chordata; Lepidosauria; Squamata; Anguidae
Gene: MUS81
Product: MUS81 structure-specific endonuclease subunit
Exons: 16
Coding region: 35-1768 (577 amino acids)
Biological process (GO): DNA catabolic process; mitotic intra-S DNA damage checkpoint signaling; resolution of meiotic recombination intermediates
Cellular component (GO): Holliday junction resolvase complex; nucleus
Molecular function (GO): DNA binding; crossover junction DNA endonuclease activity; 3'-flap endonuclease activity
Source: RefSeq, a predicted model, not a curated record
CCGGACGGAAAACGACCCCUGGCGCGUUAGGAAGAUGCCGGGACCGCCUCCGGGGUGCCCGAACCCCUUAUUUACACGGUGGCUCCAGGAGUGGCGCGACCAGGCCGCCGAGCGGGGACGACCCAGGAGCCAACGGGCUUAUGAAAGGGCACUGAGCUCACUCCGCAAAUAUCCGCUCCCGUUGCGCAGUGGGCGGGAGGCCCGGAUCCUUCAGUACUUCGGGGAGCACAUCUGCCGUCAGCUGGAUGAACAGCUGGAGAAGCAGCACAGCGCCCAGGAGGGGACAGCGUUAACAGGUCAGCAGGCUCCAGAAGGCAUAGCUGCUGGUGAUAUCCCAGGACUGGAGCCUGCUUUGUGCUCCACAGGGGCAGAUCCGUGCCAAGGGCAGCGCUUAAAGAAAAAGCAGCCCGGGUCACGCCAACGUGCCAGGGGAAACGCCCCGUCUCCACGUUCUGCAGCCUAUGCUGUGCUCAUGGCUCUGUACCAAGACAGUACGAAUCCUCACACUAGGGGUUACCUGACAAAGCCGGAGUUGCAGAGAGCAGCUCAGCCGCUGUGCGAUAAAUCUUUCUCUCUGCCUGAUCCCGGGAGUAAGAACACCGCCUGGUCUGCAGUCAGCAGUCUGAUUCGCAAGGAGCUAGUCCUCAAGACCAAUAUCCCAGCCAGGUAUUCUCUGACCGAGGCAGGGCUGGCCUUAGCCCAGGAGCUGGUCGCUUCGGAAGAGCCGAAGGAUAAGGACGCCAAUUCGCCAGCAGCGGACACCGGAGAACUCCGGGUGCUUCCGGAGGAAGGCGAUGGGGACGAGCAGUGUUCAGGCAGUGCCUCCCCCGAGUCCAGCUGUGCAGAGCCAAGGGCAGCGCUGUUUAAGGCUCAGUUUGUCUUUCGCCCGGGGCAGUUCGAUGUUAUCCUCUGCGUAGAUGUCAUUGAAACCACAGGUGGCCCCACGUCCCGGAAACAGGACUUGGUGAGCGAACUGCAACGCCACCACGUUCCCUUCAGCAUCCGGAAACUACACAUCGGGGACUUCCUCUGGGUAGCCCGGGAGAGGGUCUCUCCCUUUGCAGGAGAACGGCAGCCAACUUCAGCUCAGGAGUUGGUGCUGGACUAUGUGGUGGAACGCAAAAGGAUGCCUGAUUUGUGCAGCAGUAUUAUCGACGGACGUUUUCGCGAGCAGAAGUUCCGUCUGCGGCAGUGCGGUCUCUCCCACCCCAUCUACCUGGUGGAGGAUUUGGACUCAGCACAGCACCUCAGCUUGCCUGAAAAGACUCUGCAGCAAGCGAUGACCAACACCCAGGUGGUGGAUGGCUUCUUCGUCAAACGCACCCGUGACAUUCGGGAAUCCGCCGCCUACCUGACCCUCAUGACGCGUCACCUGGCCAAAUUGUACGGGGACAAAACGCUCUUGAGUUGUACCAAGGAGGAACUGGAGUGUGAGCGCCCCCUGCAGCCCAGCGCCGGUUCCUGCCGGCUCCUGACUUUUGCGGAGUUUAACGAGGGAUCUGUGAAGAACAAGGCCCAGACGGUGAGCGAGGUCUUUGCCCGGCAACUCAUGCAGAUCAGCGGCAUCAGCGGAGAGAAGGCAGCUGCUGUACUGGAGAGGUACAAGACACCAGCCAGCCUGCUUGCUGCUUAUGCCACUUGCCCAACUCCGCGUGGCCAGGAGCAGCUGUUGAGCAACAUCAAAUGUGGCAAACUGCAGAGGAACCUGGGUCCCGCGCUGAGCAAGACUUUGGCCCAGCUGUACUGUACACGGGGGCCGCUGCCUUGAAUCCACGGGAGGCUCUGUGUGUGUAUUACCAUCUCUCAGUGGACGAGACCGUCCCCCACACCAGAUGUGGGGCAGGCCUGCGGGUGACCACAAAUGACCUGCAUAGACAGCAGCUGGCUAAAACCCAGCCCACGGAAUGCCCACCACUGCUAGUAAAACGACGUUGGAGGGCGAAAGGCGAUGUGUGGGCCUAUUGGACCCAUGUUGUGUGAUGGAAAUUUACUAGCACCUCGUCCUCACAAGUUUAGAAGUGUGUGUGGGGAAUCGAGUGUUUAGGGAAGAGCUCAUUAUUGGAUACUCUGCAUUGCCUUGGAAGUCGGUGCUUGGGCAGGGCCUAUUUUCAUACCUGUUUCCUCCUUUUCCCAUUUAAGCUCUUAAUAUUCUAAUAAAAUUGUUACGAAUUGUUUUGCAAAA